Messenger RNA from Oldenlandia corymbosa var. corymbosa, 3430 nucleotides. NCBI's taxonomy places the organism in Eukaryota, Viridiplantae, Streptophyta, Magnoliopsida, Gentianales, Rubiaceae. The record is from the annotation of a GenBank genome assembly.
UCGUUAAUCGGCCUUCUGUUCUCCCCUUUUAUUCUGGUUUUUGUACUCCAUUAAUGAAAUCGAUUAAGCUCCUUUGCUUCUUAACAUUUUUCUGUUUGGAGGAAUUGAAUUCCUAGUCCGAUUGGGUUUCUCCUCCAAAUUGCCCAACCCUGCUGCAGUUUAUGGCGAUUGAGGUUUCUUCUUGCAUUAUCUUCCAUCUUUCUAUCCUAUCUGCCACUACUUUUUCUCCUUUCAAUUUCAUACUUUGAUUUGUCAUAAAUCAAUACACUUAUUCUUCUUCCAUCAACAUCAUCUCUUGGUGCUUCCACGCAAUCGUUGUUGGCAUUCCCAUUCUGACAUCCUCAUGCGGAACAGAUCACCUAGAAAUUACCAACUGUGAGAGGGGUUCUUGGAUCAAUGCUAUAGCAAACCAGGUGGGUGUUUCUGUCCUCGGGUAUAUUGAUUGUAUUAUCAUUGCCAUUUUAUGUGCCAUUUGAACUUUUGUGAUGUUUCUCGGUUGUGUACUUAACCGCACUGGGGACAAUAUAUGCAAAAUUGCUUAUGCAUGUAAAAUGUUCUGAUAAGAAUUGAAUGUGUACUUGAUAACACUCGCCUUGGGACGAUCAAAUCCAACGGGUCGUGAUGGACUAAGACGUUGGGAUAGACUAUGGAUAACUACGAGUACUUGCUUUUGUUUUGGCCAUUGGGGUGGAUAAGGUGAAUAAGUUAAUGCUCGAACAAAUAAAUAGAUCUGUUGCUUAGAGUCCAGUCCAAAAGUCUACCAACAGGGCUAUAAAAGCUUUUGGAGACUCUGGAUUUUGAGUCAACCGUUCCUCAUAAAGUUGUCUUUCAUGUCCUUGGCUACAACCAUCCUAUAAUGUCAUGUAUCUGUUUUAUUCAGAAUCUGAUCUUAUUUUAUUAAUUUGUUUGGAUUCAAAUGACAUUGGACUAGUUCUCACAAGACGAUAGAACUAGAACCCCAGUGGGCUUUAGCUGACCCCUCUCCCAUUGCCCCUCUUCUCUUUCAUUUCACUUUACAGAUUCUGCAGAGGAGGAGUUUGGAUGUAUUGGGUUAGGAUUAGUUGUUUAAGCACUAGCCUGAAACGUCGUUGUGUUGUCCAUACAAAUAUUAAGAGCUAGUGGCCCUUCUUCUUUUACAGAUUGUCUAAAUUUUUGCUUUUAUGUGUAGUUAGAGUUGCUAGGGAUUUGUAAACCUUAAACAGGGUAAUGUGUGUAUUUAGAUUUAAUUGCCAAGAAUAGUUAGAUACAGUGUAGUUAAUCUUAACUAAAGCUUCUGAAAUUGGGGUUUGAAUCCAUGGUUUGGAUGUAAUAAAAGAACUUCAAAGGAGAAAAAAUAAUCAUUGUGUUUCUAGCAUUUAGGUUUUGAGAUUUGGUUUUAAAAUACUCAGCACUAUUUAUCUGAGUCCUACCAAGAGCUAGGCAAACAAAAUUACAAUUCAAAGUUGCAAUCACCUCAGCAUUGAGGUUUUUACACAACAAAAUGUCCAUCCAAUUCUAUAUGGGGUAUUGGGUUCUGCAGAAUCUAUUCCAUCCUCCUAUACUUUAAAUAUAAUUUGAGUGCGAUAAAUAGAUCCUAUACUUCAAAUUUUAAUUUGAGUCUUUGAAAUAGAAUCGGAAGAGUAAUUGGCACCAGUAAUAUAGUUCCACCCUCCCCAUUCCUUGCAUUUGUUUGUUCUGUUGGUUUAUUAAUUUCCAGUACCAAACUUAUUGACCGACACGAACUACUGUCAUCGUGGUUGUUUACCCACGCUGCUAUUGAUCCAUUAUACGACACGUUUUGGGUUGAUCUCAAAGACUUGUUCCAAGGUGGCCAAAAACAUCUCAACGUUCUGUUUCAUAGUACAAGUGAAGUCGGAAGCCCGAGAUUUUGUCUAGGGUUUGCAAGGGCCGGCAAAGAAGCUUGUGUCCAUAGGGUGGCAGAAGCCACCACAAGUAUGGGUUAAAGUAAAUAGUACCAAUAUGGGUUGUUUUGUUGCGGAUCAGGUAUAAUCAUCAGCGCAAGUCUAGUUAUGAAUGAAAGGAGCCAUUGGCUUUAUGGUUUUUUUAUCCAUCACCAGAGCAGAAAGCUAGGUAGAGGAAUUGCUCUUGGGUUUGAGGAUGGCGAGUGCGUGAAGGUAGACAGUUAGAAUGUAAUCGGGAUGGUUAAGGGGUUCGAGUAUGCAUGAGAAUCUAUUGAUAGAAAUCAGGCCAGAAUGAGUGAUCCGCAUAAAACAUGCCCAUUGAGAAGGUAACUUCAUGAGUUAUUUUCUUGUUUUGCAAGACAGAUCAUGGCCGUGGAGCAUUUUGUGUUCUGAUCAUGAUAUCGUCGGAUUUCCAUGGCGUAGGAUUGUAGUCAGCCUAAUCAUUAAAGGCUUUUGCUAAGUUUUAGUUUGUUCUUCGAAGUCUGUUUUUAUUACUAUAAUAGUUAGGAUGUAUUGGUAAAUUUAUGAGUCGGCUUGGUGUUUUGGUCAAUUUGAUCACAUGUUGGCUGAAAUUAGUGUUAGUUAAGAAUUAGGAGACCGUGCUAGUUUUAUUUAUUUAUUUAUUUUUUUAUAAUUAGCCGACUUCUUUUGUAAUUCCAACCAGGAAUUUUUUUUUGUAUGGCCGAAUCUAUUGCCUGUAUAGAUAGGGCGAAUGGCCAAGAACAUAUAUUUUGAUAUAUCUUUCUCAUCAUUGUAAUCUUAUUGAAUAACUUUAUGCCAUUUAGCAUCAUGUUUUGCUGCGGAAGUUCUUCAGCCACUAAAAUCAGAGGGGACGAUGUACCCUCCAAAAUUGAGGAGGGUCUCUACUUGGGUUCUGCAAAAGCCGCAAAAAACAAGACUGCUUUACAAAGCUUGGAUGUCACUCAUAUUUUGACAGUAGCCGAUUCGUUGCCCCCUCUUUAUCCAAACGAUUUCGUCUACAAAAUAGUCGACAUACAAGAUACGAUAAACACAAAUAUCUCGCAACAUUUUGACGAAUGCGUCGAGUUCAUUGACGAAGCGAAGAAGAAUGGUGGCAGCGUUUUGGUUCAUUGCGCUGUGGGAAAGUCCCGGAGUGCAACUACUGUGAUUGCGUAUCUGAUGAAGAAGCGUGGUAUGAGCCUAUCUAAAGCAUUGAACCGUGUCCAAAAGAAAAGGCCGGUGGCUUCUCCGAAUAUCGGUUUCAUGGCACAGCUUAGGGACUUGGACAAAGCCCUUAAAGGGUCUCGAUCGGCCUAAAAAAGAAGGUUGAAAUCCUUUAAGCGGAGUUGAUCGGUUAUAAACUAAACCAACUGAAUUCUUCGUAGCGAGCAAGAUAGGUGUCAUGACAUAGUUGUCAGAGAGGACGCUUGGCUUGUCAAGGAUUUUAUGUUCUCUUUUUUUCCUUUGGUUAAAUAUCUAUUUAUUUAUUCAUUUAUUUUUACUUGGUAUGCAAUACUUAUAUCAAUUUGAUUUUUUAAAAAUAAAUUGCAGCUGUUUUUAGUUUCUUG